AUGGCGACUAUCAUUCUAGGUUCCCAAUGGGGGGAUGAGGGUAAGGGAAAGCUCAGCGACAUUCUCUGCCAGAAGGCGCGCGUUUGCGCCCGCGCUGCUGGCGGCCACAAUGCGGGCCACUCUGUCGUUGCCAAUGGUGUGUCCUACGACUUCCAUCUCCUGCCCUCGGGCCUCGUCAACCCGCAAUGUACCAACCUGAUCGGCUCUGGCGUCGUCUUCAACGUCCAGGCCUUCUUCAAGGAACUCGCUGCCCUCGAAGAGAAGGGAUUGUCGCACGCGCGCAAGAACUUGCUCGUCAGUGACCGCGCCCAGGUCAACCUCGAAUUGCACGCCCGCGUCGAUGGCUUGGAGGAGAGGGAACUGGCCGGCAACAAGAUUGGCACCACAGGCCGCGGCAUCGGCCCCUCGUACGCGAACAAGGCGGCUCGCAACGGGAUACGGGUGCACGAGAUCUUCGACCAGGAAAGCUUCGAGGCGAAACUGCGCAGGCUAGCGGAGGGCUACAAGAAGCGGUUUGGUGAUUUGUUGGAGUACGACGUCGAGGAGGAGAUUGCGCGCUUCCGUGACUACCGCGAGAAGCUGCCGGACUUUGUCGUCGACGCCGUCAACUACAUGCAGGCGGCGCAGGCUAGCGGUGUCGACAUCCUGAUCGAGGGCGCUAAUGCGCUGAUGCUGGACAUCGACUACGGCACAUACCCGUUCGUCACCAGCAGCAAUACUGGGCUAGGCGGUGUCAUCACCGGCCUGGCUGUCAACCCGAGGAGAAUCAACGUUGCCAAGGCGUACACAACGAGAGUUGGAGAGGGCAUCUUCAAGUCGGAAGAUGUGGGCGAGGCCGGCAAGAAACUGCAGGAUAUUGGCCGCGAAUGGGGCGUCUCCACUGGCAGGAAACGGAGAUGUGGGUGGCUUGACCUCGUCGUGCUGAAGUACUCGGCCUCGGUCAACUACUACACGGCCUGGAACCUGACGAAGCUCGACGUCCUCGAUACCUUCCCCACCCUCAAGGUGGCGGUCGCCUAUAAAGACCCCGAGACAGGAAAGGAGCUCGAGUACUUCCCGGCUGACCUCGGGUAUCUUGAGAGGUGUGAAGUCGUGUACAGGGAGUUUGAGGGCUGGCAAACACCGACGACAGCGGUGAAGAAAUUCGAGGAUCUCCCGCGGCAAGCGCAGAUGUACGUUAGGUUCGUCGAGGAGUUCACUGGCGUUCCAGUGAAGUGGAUCGGGACAGGCCCGGGGCGUGACGACAUGAUCUACCUCUAA
This is a messenger RNA of Chaetomium globosum CBS 148.51, 1260 nucleotides long. RefSeq lists its product as uncharacterized. NCBI's taxonomy places the organism in Eukaryota, Fungi, Ascomycota, Sordariomycetes, Sordariales, Chaetomiaceae. The record is from RefSeq and is a predicted model, not a curated record. Gene Ontology annotation, cellular component: cytoplasm. Gene Ontology annotation, molecular function: GTP binding; adenylosuccinate synthase activity. The transcript is spliced from 10 exons. Bases 1 to 1260 code for a protein of 419 amino acids. Gene Ontology annotation, biological process: 'de novo' AMP biosynthetic process; IMP metabolic process.